AUGGACAUGAAUAUCCACAUGAACAAUGCCUCAUACAACAAGAAUCUCGAUUACGCCAGGAUAGAGUUCUUGGCCAUGAUGUUUGGCAAUUAUGGAAGAGACGUCAAGUUUGCGAAUGCUGGCGUUCAGUGCUUCUUCUUAAAGGAAAUCAAGCCAUGGACCAAGUAUACUAUGAAGACUCGUUUACGAACUUGGGGACCAAAAUGGUUUUACUUGGAAGCCCGGUUCGAGUCUGGCUCGACACUCCACGCAUUCAGUAUCGCCAAGUUCUGUAUCAAGGAGAAGAAUGGCAAGACUAUACCCUUUGAGGAUUUCCUGAAACAAGCUGGCUUCACCGUCACUGAAGACGAUUUGAAACGACGAGAAGCUAAUUAUCCGACUGCUGAAGGACUCAUGCAAGCUGAAGAACAUUACUUGGCCACCACAUCGACCAUUAAGAGCUUGUAG
Synchytrium microbalum is the source of this 447-nucleotide messenger RNA. RefSeq lists its product as uncharacterized. Lineage: Eukaryota; Fungi; Chytridiomycota; Chytridiomycetes; Synchytriales; Synchytriaceae. The coding region runs from base 1 to 447 and encodes 148 amino acids. The transcript is spliced from 3 exons. The record is from RefSeq and is a predicted model, not a curated record.